AUGGCCCAGCCAUACCUGCUCGAUCUACAAGUCCCGGGGAAUAAAGGUUACGAUGGCCGUACGGACCCUGAGGUCCAUGUCAAUGACUACUACGGCAAUAUGAUGAUGAUGGGCGUAUCAGACGCCGUGAUGUGUAUGGCUUUCUACUCCACGCUUUCCGGUCGGGCGGCGGAGUGGUUCCGAACGUUGCAGCCGGGUUCUAUUUCUGACUUCCCUACCUUGGCUAUGAAGUUUGUGCGGAAGUUUAUUACUUCCAAAAUAGUGAGGAAGCCCUACAUGUACUUGGAAAAGGCCGAGCAGCUUGAAGGGGAAAACUUGUCUGAUUUCCUUGUCAAGUGGAAGGCCGCGGUCGGGGAAGUCGAACCGAUGGAUGACGCCACCGCCACCCAUAUGCUCCAUAUUUCUCUCCGGGCGGGUUAUCUCUAUCAGGAUUUCAUCUUCCAUCCCCCGGCCACUUAUGAAGAAGCCCUUCGAAGGGUGACGCAUUACGCUAAUGCCGGAGAAGCGAACGCCGUCAAAAGAUCGCAGGAGUCGUGCUUGGGAUCUACCCGAUCGAGCCUCGGCAACAACAAUGAAGACGGGCUUUUCGCCCAACCCAACACCUCUCCCUCGGUUCCAACCGAUAGGGGUGUGCAACAAAAUGGCUCUAAUAGUCGUCAACCUAAUUGGCUCUAA
Molecule: messenger RNA, 675 nt
Organism: Ipomoea nil (Japanese morning glory)
Lineage: Eukaryota; Viridiplantae; Streptophyta; Magnoliopsida; Solanales; Convolvulaceae
Exons: 2
Coding region: 1-675 (224 amino acids)
Source: RefSeq, a predicted model, not a curated record